Theobroma cacao (cacao) is the source of this 1478-nucleotide messenger RNA. RefSeq lists its product as uncharacterized. Lineage: Eukaryota; Viridiplantae; Streptophyta; Magnoliopsida; Malvales; Malvaceae. The record is from RefSeq and is a predicted model, not a curated record. Gene Ontology annotation, biological process: protein phosphorylation. Gene Ontology annotation, molecular function: protein serine/threonine kinase activity; phosphatidic acid binding.
CUUGUGUGGUCGAGAUAAUGAUGUCUUUUCAAGAUACAGAAACUAGAUGGCUUGAGCAAUUUGCAGAAAAAGAAAAACCCAUUUUUCUCUUGCUCUGCUAGAAUUUGCUCACUGCAAGUAAGAAUAUUGAUGAAUCCAUAAUGGCCAAUUACAGCUCCAGCUAUCAUGAUGCUAUUUUCGGUGAGUAUUAUCAAACUCCUUAUGGUGGUAACAGUGAUUUUUUUCCAUCACAAUCCUUAGCAUCUCAUUCUAGCUAUGCAUACAACGAUUGUGCUUCUUUCGAGUAUGAUCCGGUGCCUUGUUAUGGUGCUUAUGAUCCUGAUAUUGGUCAGUCGAUAGUUUCAUACUCUUCAUACACUUGCAGUGAGCCUAACUAUGUUGAGUAUGGCCUAGAUCCUUAUGGAGGCGAUUACAGUACCGUUAAGACUCGGUUUAUUGUCUCAUAUUCUGUCUCAGAGUUCAAUGAGCCUGCGUUCGAAGAGUAUGAUCCGACCCCUUAUGGGGGCGGCUAUGAUCCUGAUGCAACAUACGGCAAACCUCUGCCCCCUUCAGAGGGGAUAUGUUAUCCUCUUUCGUCAGUGGAUUCCAAUGAUCUAUCCUUGAAUAAUUUUUCUUAUGGGUCCAUCGAGUCGCCUUAUGGGAAAGAUGGAGUUGAUGAACCCGUAGCGAAACCUAGCAAUGGAAGCAAAACCGCCACAGCCAAAGAUCAAGAGCAGCAAUCCCAGGGCAGUAGUGGAGAUCAUAAUGUAGAUUCCAAAGAGAAGCCUGUAGAUUCAUACCAAGGUGAAGACAGUAAGGAAAACUAUCCCGAUGGUUACUCUUCUGGGAGUGGUCAUGGGAAUGAAUAUGAAAAGAGGGUGCCUCAAAUUCCUCCAGGGUACGGCUUGGAAGCGAUGGACCUUUGUGAAAGUUUGUUUGGUUACUGGCCCUGCUGGGCCCGUGCAAAGAGAGAGAACGAUUAUCGGAAUUGUCAGGGAGUUUGUAGUAAAGUGAGCAAUGACAACUGCCUAUGGGAGGGGAGUGCAGAUUAUCUUUUUGGUAAUUCAUAUCCUUACGGUGAACGAUGGGGCAAUGCAGGUAGUUACGAGCAUCCCAUCUUUAAUUAUGAAAGGCAUUAUCAGGAACAACAUCUAUGUAGGCAGGUGGAGUAUCAUGAGGAAUAUUCAUGGCUGAAUUGAUUCUUUCUUUUUCUUCCUUCUCUUUGCUUUUAGCCAAAAUGGCCGCAAUAAAUAAAGCUGUAAUUAAUGAAGUUUGCAGCAGUGUGAGCAAUUCUAUCUGCAAGUAAGUGUUUCCUCCAUGACUCCCACUAGAUCCAUUAUCUAAUCUGUUCUUUUUCUUUUCUUUGCUUGAAAGCUGUAUGCAGCUGGUCUGAAUAAUUCUAAAGUACUGCUUCAAAUGUUUCAAGUGAUUACCUGAUGUAAAAAUCUGUAAUGUUGUACAUGAUAUUCUGAGAAAUUGGUCCCUCAUGUUUCUGGUCU